Vicia faba (fava bean) is the source of this 897-nucleotide messenger RNA. NCBI's taxonomy places the organism in Eukaryota, Viridiplantae, Streptophyta, Magnoliopsida, Fabales, Fabaceae. The record is from the annotation of a GenBank genome assembly.
AUGUCUGGAAGAAAACCUUUAUACAGGAAAGCAUUUGUUUUCUUUAGUUCACCUAUUGCCAGAGAAUUGGUGUUGGAGAUUAAGAAAGAUACACUGGUUUUACCUCGCAUUGGUGCAUUAAGAGAGGCAGAAAUUAUAUUUCUUGGACAACUAAGACAUCACCAUCUUGUGAAGUUAAUUGGAUAUUGUUGCGAAGAUGAACACCGGCUUUUGGUGUAUGAAUACAUGCCAAGAGGUAGCUUGGAGAGUCAACUAUUCAGAACAGGAUAUUCUGCUGCUAUGCCAUGGUCAACAAGGAUGAAAAUUGCAUUAGGUGCUGCUAAGGGUUUGGCUUUCCUUCAUGAAGCAGAUAAGCCUGUAAUAUAUAGAGAUUUCAAAGCUUCAAAUAUCUUACUAGACUCUGAUUAUACAGCCAAAUUAUCGGAUUUUGGCCUAGCUAAAGAUGGCCCUGAAGGGGAAGAAACACAUGUCACAACGCGCGUAAUGGGAACGCAUGGUUAUGCUGCUCCUGAGUACAUCAUGACAGGUCACCUUACAACAAAAAGUGAUGUGUAUAGCUAUGGAGUGGUUCUAUUGGAAUUGCUUACAGGAAGAAGGGUAGUGGACAAGUGGUUAGAAUCAAAAAGAGGUAAGAGCUUGGUAGAAUGGGCAAGACCUAUGUUGAGAGAUGAAAAGAAACUUGAGAGAAUCAUAGACCGUAGACUUGAAGGACAGUUUCCUAUGAAAGGAGCUUUGAAAGUUGUUAUGUUGGCUUUUAAAUGUUUGAGUCAUCACCCAAAUCCAAGACCUUGUAUGAGUGAUGUUGUUAAGAUCUUGGAACCACUUCAAGAUUUUGAUGAUGUUUUUGUAGGUCCAUUUGUUUAUGUUGCUGUAAGUGAAAAUGGUGACAAGGAUUAG